Messenger RNA from Pogoniulus pusillus (Red-fronted tinkerbird), 5179 nucleotides. RefSeq names its product antagonist of mitotic exit network 1 homolog (gene AMN1). Bases 63 to 875 code for a protein of 270 amino acids. The record is from RefSeq and is a predicted model, not a curated record. Gene Ontology annotation, molecular function: protein binding. The transcript is spliced from 7 exons. NCBI's taxonomy places the organism in Eukaryota, Metazoa, Chordata, Aves, Piciformes, Lybiidae. Gene Ontology annotation, cellular component: cytoplasm.
CCGGAGCCGCGGGGCUGGGGCGGCGCUGUGUUGGCGCUGUGUUCUCGGACCCUGCCGCCGCCAUGAGCCGCCUUAGCGGCCGCUGGGACGGCCCCGACAAGGAUUUCCUCGCUCCUUCACAGCUCCUCCUGGACCUGUGCCUUCGAAGUUUGACAAAGAACCUUUCCAGAUAUGCUGCAGAUAUUAAAUCGUUGCCACCCAACAUAAAGGAUAAACUGAUUAGUUUAAUGAGUAGGCAAGGACAAAUAACAGAUUCAAAUAUCAGUGAGGUGUUGCAUCCAGCUGUUGAGUCUCUAGACCUCCGAGACUGUGAUAUUUCAGAUAAUGCAUUACUGCAGCUUUAUAACUGCAAACAGCUGAAAAAAAUCAACUUAAAUUCUUGCAAAGAAAACAGAUUAGGAAUCACUUCAGAAGGUGUCAUAGCUCUGGCCUUAUCCUGUCCUUACUUGCGUGAAGCGUCUUUUAAAAGGUGCUGUGAUAUAACCGACAGCGGAGUUCUUGCUCUUGCACUCAACUGUCAGUUUCUAGAAAUAGUGAGCUUGGGAGGCUGUUCAGGCAUCAUGGAUGCAUCUCUGCAGGCACUAGGGGAAAACUGCAAAUUUCUUCACAGUGUGGACUUUUCAUCUACUCAGGUGACAGAUGAUGGCGUUGUAGCACUAGUGAGUGGAACAUGUUCAAAGAAUUUAAAGGAGAUCCACAUGGUGCGCUGUGUGAAUCUGACCGACAUUGCUGUGGAAGCAGUCCUUACUUCCUGUCCAAAGAUACACAUUUUUCUGUUCCAUGGAUGCCCAUUGAUGACAGAUCGUUCCCGAGAUGUUUUAGAGCAGCUAGUCAUAUCAAACAAGAUCAAGCAAGUGACAUGGACUGUUUACUGACUAUUUACCGUGUACAGAUGAGUGUAAAGUUUACAGAUUGGCGAGCUCUUGCAGAAAACAAGCAUGUUCAUCUUGGAGAAAGAGGUGGUGACUUCUGUACCAUCAGAUUGCUUCGCCCUGUGUGCCCACCAGAGGUCUCUGCCCAUUCCAGUCGUUGCUUGUAAGUUUGAGCUUCCCCGCUGUCUUUACUUGAGGCCCUGCCUGGCUUUGCGUUGCUGAUGAUACUUCAUUAAGAGGAAAGUUAUGCUACGAUUUAUACUACACUCUCAUUGCUCAUUAUCCCUGAACUAUUAGACUUGACUGAUACUUAGCAUUUUUUAGCAUCUUAGCUACUUAUACAAAUCCAGUUUAAGUAAGUCUGUGUUCUGACUUUGUAGUCUGACUAGGUAAUUGCAUGCAGAAGUACCUGUGAAAUUGAGACUUUCAUCUGACAAAAGUCAACAGGGAGAUGUGGUGAAUGGUGAUGACAUUAACAGCAAUGUGAUUGUAUCUUAAGUAGUAGCAAACAAUCUCCUUUCACAUCUACUUUUGCUAGACCUGUAAGAAAACCUUUUGAUGCCACAGAAUUCUGAAGGGUUUACCAUCAAAUAUUUGAUGAUUUUUUUACACAUCCAAAAGUAGAGUCUGCAAACAUGUAAAUAUAAACUUGCUUUCAAAUUGUUAUGGUGACUUAACAAAUUUCAGGAGAGCUAUAAUCAAUCAAAGAGUCUCAUGUAUGGGCAAAUACUGGUAUGUUCCUGCAUGGAAGUCUGUUUAGGGAACAAAACACUGGUCCUUAUAAGCAUAGCCUUCAGUGUGGUAGUACCAAACUUAGUGUCUGAGUACAUGAAUCUCGCAAUGGUAGAGUUAGCAGAGUAUGUAUUUUGCUGUAUGCAUCUUAUUGUAUCUCUAGUGGCCUCCAGAAGCUGAAAAUGCCAAUUACUGAUAUAUCAUUCAGCUGUAGUUACAUGAAAGAAAAAAGAAGUUUGGAAGUGUAGAAUCAGUAUAUUAGUGAUGAAGCAGUGGUCUCAUCACAAUUACAAGUCAUGGUCAUUGGCUUUCCUGAAACAGCAUAACCACUAGUGAGACUUUCACAAUUUCUAUGUUAAACUUUGUUAAAUGCUACCAAUAUUAGCAUUAUACAAGGCAGGUGGCACACAGUGUUGAUAGUCUGAAUCUGGAAGUAGCAGGGUUUAGCUAAGGUGCUCUUGCAUGUAUCUGAUGACACUUAGAAGCCCAGGAGUUUAGGCAACCAUAAGGAAUAUGCUUACUUUAUCAUUUUUAUAACCACACCCAUUUUAAAUGUUGCAAACAUAAACCAGUCUUCUUCUAAUCUAUUUAAGGUUCAGGUCAAAUGGCAUGGAAGAUACUAACAUAUGUUGCAUCCCAUAAUAUUAAAGGAUAUUGUGAUGUCUGACAAUAAUUUCUGUCCUUCUGUUCAUUAUAUGGUUUAUUGAAGUGCAAAUCCAUUUAGAAACCUUGAUCAAGCCUAAUUGUCAAACUCCAAUGCCUCAAUCCUGGACUUGAUGAUCUGUAAGGUCUCUUCUAACCCUGAUGAUACUGUAAUCCCCCAGUUCUUGUUGUAAGCAGUGCUAUUGCUCAGCCCAGUAAUGAAUGUGUUCCUAUCAUACCCAUGGGUAUAACUGCACCAAUACAAACCAUUCCUGCAAAGAGAAAUUGGGUUUGUUACAUUAGUGAUUGGGAUCUGAAGGCUGUAACUGCAGCAAAUCCCUGGACCAGAUAGAAGCCUACGAUCCUAAUUGACCAUGAUUUAUUCUCUUUUUUAUUUUACCAAAGAGUAGUUUAUUGUUUUUCCAUGUGGAAUCUCUGGUAUCAGGGCCCAUCACUCCUUUGAACUUGUGGAUGUGAGUUGGCAAUACAUUUGUUUUCUGCUAUUUUUCAUAUUGAUCCACCUAGCCAAGUAGGCAGCAGCAAUGAUACACUCAGCAAUUGGGUCAAGUAAAUAAAGCACAAGGACCAGGCUGGCAGACAUAGUUUCAGGAAGGGUGGCCAAAAAAAGUAAGUAGAAUUGUAAGCAAACUCAAAUUGGAAGGGGACUUAGGAGGUCUCUACCCUAACUUCCUGUCCAAAGUAGAGCCAGUUCAGAUCAGCUUAGUCGGGGCUUUAUCCACCUGAGUCUAGAUGACAGAGCUUUUGCAGCUUUUUGAGGCAACUCAUUCCACUGCUUGGGGACAUUCAUGGUGCAAAGUUUUCCUUUGAUACCAUUUGACCCUAUUUUGUUCAACUUAAAAGCUGUCCCACUGGAAGAGCCUGAAUGUUGUCCUGACAACCUCCUCAUAGGUAUGACCAGGCUGCUCCCCUUAAAACUUUCCCCUUGCCAGCCCAAACAAGCUAAGUCAUGUUAACUGUAACAUAGUGCAGUGAUGGGCACCAGACUUAUGUCAGAUGCCACUUUCCUUUCAAUGCAGAAUGAAAAUAGUAAAUUAAGAUAAUGUAAAGCAGGUAAAGGUGAAAGAUAGCUAAAAUCUGUAACAGCAAAGGACACUUAAAAACCAUCUGCUUGUGCUACUGCUAGCCUCACUGACAGGGUUGUCUUUUUCCCCCUUGUUGAUAUAACCUUGGAGUUGUCAUGCUGCAGCCAAAUUCAACAUACACUGUCCCUAAACAUGUAUGCAGCCUCUUCUGAAUGUGUAACUUAGUGGUAUAUGCUUAAAAAUCUGUACAGGCCUGUAGUGAAUUAACACUAUAUUUUCAAGCUGAAAGUUGAAUGUAAGUCACAUUAAAUCCUAGUGCACAGUCAGAGGAUUUCUGGAGUUGUUUUUCAACCAUUUUUGGUUAUACUGGUAUUCUUCCAUGCCCUUAGCUGUUGGAUUGGCUAAAUAACACCUUGCUCAUGAUUAGCUCACUUGGGGUUUGAUUUAUUGUUAGGUUUAGAUUUGAUUUACACUUAUUUGUGCUUCUGGACACUUCAGGCGGGUAGCCUACAAGUAGUUCUCUUAAUUUGGCUAUUUCCUUUAUCACACCAAAAGUAAUGUAAUUCUGCUACGAGAAGUUGAUUGGAACAACCAUAUUGCAAGUUGGUCCCACUGGGAACAGUAGUAACUACUAGAUCUCAAGGAAAGAAAAUCUGGGCUGGGUGAUAGGUUGGCCUGGAUGAUCUUGGAGGUCUCUUCCAACCUGGUUGAUUCUAUGAUUCUGUGAAAUCCUUCACUGUCAGAGCCUGAGUCUACUCUCUUGAAUGUUUGUUACUGGCAGAACUCUAUGAUUCACCGUGCAUCAAAAACCCUCUAGUAGUUGUUACCAACAAAUGUUUACAGGAACUGGAUGAAGCAGGGGAAGCCUCAUGUGUACACUCAGUGCUUCAUGUUCUGAAUUGUUUUGAUACUGUCAUUAUUGCAAAUUGUUGUGUGAGAACUGUGGAAUAUUCACACACUGUUCUGAAGAUUAAUUGUGAGUCUUCCCUUCACUUCCAUCUGUACAUGGUCAUAAAACACCAAUUAACAUCUGUGCUCCCAAACCUCCUACUUCAUAAACACCGUGGUUUUCUGAGUACUUUCUUGUGUUUAUAGACUUGUCAGACUCUGGACCUAAUGUGUGUAAGGCUUUAGCCUCACAGUUAGGACAAAUGUGGUUGUGGUUAAGACAGGAAACAACAUAUGUCAACUCAGGAGGGCUUGGAAUACAGUGGAUGGUGUCCUCCUGCCAAGUUUGCGUAUGUUCCACUGAGAUAAGGAAGUUUGCUGCACACGGUGAAAAGGAUAAUAAAGUAGAAGGUCUCUGCAACCCCUGACUCAACUGGUGGAAAGGGUAAUGCUGCCCUUCCCCACCUUGUGCAUGCACAGACUCGUAGGCAAUGUUUCCCAUGACUAACCCACAAAACAACACCCAUUUUGGGAGGGAAUGAAAAGGACCAGAACACACUGCCAGAUGCGUGGCCGUCACCAAAGACCCAAGGAAUGGGUCAGGAAAGACAUCACUGGAACUCUGAGUGUUGAUCUGGAUCUUUUCAUGUUCUCUCUCAGACACAUUGUAUAUAUGUACACAUAUGUAACUUCAGCCAGACAGGUAACAAAUCUCUUUUUGUAUGGUGAUAUAAUGCAAGUCCCCUUAAUUUGAUCCAAACCAGAGCCACUCCUUUAUCCUUCCUUCCUCUACUGUUGAGAGGGAUGUGACAAAAGCUUCCAUCACAUCUUCUGGCAUUUCAGUAGUUGUAGGUGCAUUGUGUUUAGUUCUGCAGUUAUUACUUCCCCACCACUACUUGUUCAAUAGUUAACUGCUGAAGGUGGCAGUUGCUGCAAGAUGGCUCUGAAAAACCUUGGUUUCUUCUUCAAAUGGCUGCAAUUAAAGCCUCUUGGAUAAAAUUA